AUGACUCGAUCCAAUUCUACAAGAGAGUUGGAAUUUGAUCCAAAAAUUGAACGCAGUUUACGAAAGUUGCGAAAAGAGGCACAACAAACAAAUUCAACAUUCCACAGUUCAUCUAGUGACCCGUAUUCAGAAAUAGGAGAAGAGAUGGCAGCUGCUGGCAGAACAUUGAAGGAGUUGGCUGCCUCCAAUUUUAAUCAGCAGCCUUUGUGUAUUCAAUACCCUACUUUAGAUGUUGCUUUUGAACUUAAGUCUGAUCUAAUUCACUUGUUGCCUACAUUCUGUGGUUGUGCAGGUGAAGAUCCAAAUAAACAUCUAAAAGAGUUCCAUAUAGUCUGUUCAAGCAUGAGACCGACAGGGGUGACAGAGGAGCAAGUUAAGUUGAGAGCUUUCCCUUUUUCGUUGGGGGAUGAUGCAAAGGAUUGGCUCUAUUAUUUACCAUCGGGGACAGUCACAACAUGGAACGAGAUGAAAAGGAUGUUUUUAGAAAGAUAUUUCCCAGCAUCUAGAGCUGCCACCAUCAGGAAAGAGAUAUGUGGGAUAAGGCAAUAUAAUGGAGAGACGUUGUAUGAAUAUUGGGAGCGAUUCAAGAAGCUAUGUGUAAGCUAUCCUCACCACCAGAUAAGUGAUCAAUUGCUAAUUCAGUAUCUCUAUGAAGGAUUGCUGCCUAUGGAAAGAAAUAUGAUAGAUGCAGCAAGUGGAGGUGCGUUGGUGGAUAAGACUCUUGAAGCUGCCAAACAGUUAAUCUCAAACAUGGCUGCCAAUUCCCAACAGUUUGGUACAAGACAUGAUGCGCCAACCAAAAAGGUGAAUGAGGUAAGUACAUCUUCCAUUGAAAAACAAUUAUCUGAUAUUACCUCUCUUGUUAGACAAUUGGCUGUCAAUGCAGCAGGAAACUUUCCUGGACCACCGAGGCAACAUGAUCCUUACUCUAACACAUAUAAUCCAGGUUGGAGAGAUCAUCCGAAUUUCAGUUAUGGAGGAAAUAGACAAGUAGGAGGUGGACAUAAUUUCUUCCAGAAUAGACAACAACAAAGUUUUCAACCGAAGCAACCUGCCUCACAGAGUUCAAACUCAUCCCUGGAAGAUAUAGUUAAGUCCCUUGCUUUGAAUACCGAAUAGUUUCAACAAGAUACAAGAUCUAGUAUUCAAAGUCUGGAGAAUCAGAUGGGUCAAAUGGCAACUGCUAUAAGUCGUUUAGAGGCUCAAGUUGGAGGGAAGUUGCCUUCUCAAAUAGUGGUGAAUCCAAAGGAGAAUGUGAAUGCAGUGACGCUAAAAAGUGGCAAGAAAGUGGAAGAACCAAAGCUGAACAUUCCAAGUGUAGCAAAGGAGGCAGAGAUUGAAGAUGAAAUUGAGAAAGAAAAGGCUACAACUGAAUCAAAGGUAAUUCCUAACCCUUCAAUUCAACUUCAGUCUAAUACUUUACCUUUUCCUAGCAGAUUUGCGAAGUCAAAGAAAGAAGAGAAGGAUAAAGAAAUUUUGGAGAUGUUUCGCAAGGUGGAAGUGAAUAUACCUCUAUUGGAUGCAAUUAAACAAGUGCCAAGGUAUGCAAAAUUUCUUAAGGAGCUAUGCACCAAUAAGUGGAAGUUGAACGGUGAUGAGAAGAUAAUAAUGGGAGAAAAUGUGUCAGCAGUUUUCCAAAGAAAACUUCCUUCCAAAUGCAAGGAUCCAGGUAUGUUUACAAUUCCGUGUAAGAUAGGUAACACCAGGAUUGAGAGAGCUAUGUUAGAUUUAAGAGCUUCGAUUAAUGUUAUGCCACGAUCUAUUUAUGCUUCAUUAAAUCUAGGUCCUGUGAAAGAUACUGGUGUUAUUAUCCAAUUGGCUGAUCGCACUAAUGCAUACCCUGAAGGGGUAGUUGAGGAUGUUCUUGUGCAAGUCAAUGAAAUAGUGUUUCUAACUGAUUUCUACAUUCUGGAUAUGGAUGAUUCCUCUUCUCUUGACCCUACACCUAUCUUACUAGGAAGACCAUUCCUAAAUAUAGCUCAGACAGAAAUAGAUGUUAAUGAUGGUACCCUCACGAUGGAAUUUGAUGGUGAAGUAAUUCGUUUUAAUAUUUUUGAUGCCAUGAAAUAUCCAACUGAUGUUCAAUCUAUUUUUGCUAUUGAUGUUGUUGAUCUUGUUGAUUCCAUAGUGCAAGAGGUCUUUGAGUUGAAUAAUGCAGAUGAGUUAGAGGUUGCCCUUCUCAAACAUGUGGAAUCAGAGGAGAAAGGAGAGAUGGAGCUCAGUGAAGAAUUGAAGGAGACAGUGGCAGCUUUACAUUCUUUAAAACCGAUUCCAGAAAGGUAUGGAGUUUCUUUUAUAAAGCUCCCUAAUUCUCACAAAAAAUUAUUGCCUUCUAUUUUAAAGGCCCUUAUACUGGAGUUGAAGCCAUUACCGAGCCAUUUGAAGUAGGUGUACUUGGGAGAGAAUGAGACACUGUCAGUAAUUGGGUCGAAGAAGUUAACACCCAAUCAAGAAGAGAAACUAGUUUGAAUGUUGCAAGAGCAUAAGGAAGCGAUUGGCUGGACCAUAGCUGACAUUAAGGGGAUUAGUCCUUCCAUAUGCAUGCAUCGGAUUCUGUUAGAAGAAGGAGCCAAACCGAAACGAGAAGCGCAACGAAGAUUAAAUACCCCAAUGAUGGAUGUGGUGAAAAAAGAAGUCCUAAAGCUUUUAGAUGGGGUAAUUUAUCCAAUUUUCGACAGUAAGUGGGUAAGUCCAGUACAAGUUGUCCCCAAGAAAUCUGGUGUUACAGUGGUGAAAAAUCAAGACAAUGAGUUAGUCCCUACACGUAUUCAGACAGGCUGGCGCGUGCGCAUUGAUUACAGGAAGUUGAACUCAACAACUCGAAAAGAUCACUUUCCACUUCCCUUUAUUGAUCAAAUGCUUGAGAGGUUAGCUGGUCAUAUUUAUUACUGUUUUCUUAAUGGAUUUUCAGGGUAUAACCAGAUUGUCAUAGUGCCAGAAGAUCAAGAGAAGACGACAUUCACUUGUCCAUUUGGUACUUUCGCCUACCGUCGAAUGCCGUUUGGUCUUUGCAACGCUCUAGCCACUUUUCAGCGAUGUAUGGUAAGUAUCUUUUCAGAAUAUGUCGAGUCAAUCAUAGAGGUUUUUAUGGAUGAUUUUAGUGUCUAUGGUGAUUCAUUUGAUAAGUGCUUACAUAACCUAUCUAAGGGAAUAGAGGUUGAUAAGUCUAAGAUAGAUUUGGUUACAGCUUUGCCUUACCCCGCCAUUGUGCGGGAAGUUCGAUCUUUUCUUGGCCAUGUAGGUUUCUAUAGGAGAUUUAUCAAGGACUUUUCCAAAAUUGCAUCGCCCCUAUGCAGAUUGUUACAAAAAGAUGUGGAUUUUCAGUUUGAUGAGUAGUGCAAGGAGGCAUUUGACAAGCAAAACAUUGUUACGAUAGCACCAGUGAUACAACCACCUAAUUGGGAGCUACCUUUCCAAAUUAUGUGUGAUGCAAGCAAUUUUGCAUUAGGUGCUGUUUUGGGUCAACGAGUUGGCAGAGCGUGUCACGCCAUUUAUUAUGCAUCCAAGACCUUGAAUGGCGCCCAUCUAAAUUAUUCUACGACUGAAAAAGAACUUUUAUCUAUUGUUUUUGCUUUAGAGAAAUUUCGGUCAUAUUUGUUGGGUGCUAAAGUCAUUGUUUUUUCUGAUCAUGCAGCUCUUAGGUACUUGCUCACAAAGAAGGAGGCAAAACCAAGGCUAAUUAGGUGGAUUCUUCUCCUCCAGGAAUUUGAUUUGGAGAUUAAAGAUAAAAAAGGAGCAGAGAAUGUUGUAGCAGAUCACCUUAGCCGUUUGGUUCGUGGCAGCGAUGAACUUCCUUUGCGAGAAACAUUUCCAGAUGAGCAAUUGUUUUCCAUUGAAAUGGCGUCACCAUGGUAUGCAGAUAUUGUCAAUUUUUUAGUUACUAACGUGUUGCCAAAUGAUUUGACUAGAGCUCAAAAGGACAAGAUCAAGAGUGAUGCUAAGUAUUAUGCUUGGGACGAUCCAUAUUUGUGGAAGCAUUGCGCUGACCAAGUGAUAAGAAGGUGCAUACCUGAACAUGAAUUAUGUGAUAAUUGCCAAAGAAUAGGAAACAUUUCUCGUAGAGAUCAAAUGCCACAAUCUCCCAUAUUUAUUGUUGAAAUUUUUGAUGUUUGGGGCAUUGAUUUUAUGGGUCCAUUUCCUGUUUCCUUUGGUAAUGUUUAUAUUCUGUUAGUUGUUGAUUAUGUUUCCAAAUGGGUGGAGGCGAAAGCCACCAGAACUGACAAUUCAAAGGUUGUUGUAGAUUUUGUUAAAACUAACAUUUUUGUUAGGUUUGGGAUACCAAGGGCCAUCAUCAGUGAUAAGGGCACUCAUUUUUGCAACAGGACAAUAUAGGCAUUGCUUAAGAAAUACCAUGUCACACACAAGGUUUCCACAUCGUACCACCCACAAACUAAUGGCCAAGCGGAGGUGUCAAAUAGAGAGAUCAAGUCAAUUUUGGAAAAGAUAGUGAACCCAAACAGGAAGGAUUGGUCUUUGAGAUUAGACGAUGCAUUAUGGGCAUACAGAACAGCAUAUAAGACACCUAUUGGCAUGUCCCCAUACAGAUUAGAGAUCAGAAAGUCAUGUCAUCUUCAAGUAGAAUUAGAGCACAAGGCUUAUUGGGCAAUCAAGCAUUGCAAUAUGGAGAUGAAGGAAGCCGGCGUUAAUAGGAAGUUGCAAUUGCAAGAACUUGAGGAGUUGAGGAAUGAUGCCUACAAGAGUUCACACAUAUACAAAACAAAGACCAAAGCCUUUCAUGACAAGAUGAUCUCAAGGAAGCAUUUUUCAGUUAGACAGAAAGUCCUUCUUUUUCAUUCAAGGCUGAAGUUAUUUCCGGUAGAAAUACAGAGUUUGAAAACAAACAAGGUGUUUAAGGUCAAUGGACAUAGGUUUAAGCCUUACUAUGAAGGGUUCCAAGUUUACACUAUUGAGGAGUGGGAUUGGAGGAGUCAUACAUGA
Molecule: messenger RNA, 4938 nt
Organism: Pistacia vera
Lineage: Eukaryota; Viridiplantae; Streptophyta; Magnoliopsida; Sapindales; Anacardiaceae
Biological process (GO): DNA integration
Molecular function (GO): nucleic acid binding
Source: RefSeq, a predicted model, not a curated record